Punctularia strigosozonata HHB-11173 SS5 is the source of this 1659-nucleotide messenger RNA. RefSeq names its product glycosyltransferase family 57 protein. Gene Ontology annotation, cellular component: endoplasmic reticulum membrane. Gene Ontology annotation, biological process: protein N-linked glycosylation. Gene Ontology annotation, molecular function: dolichyl pyrophosphate Glc1Man9GlcNAc2 alpha-1,3-glucosyltransferase activity. Bases 1 to 1659 code for a protein of 552 amino acids. Lineage: Eukaryota; Fungi; Basidiomycota; Agaricomycetes; Corticiales; Punctulariaceae. The record is from RefSeq and is a predicted model, not a curated record. The transcript is spliced from 13 exons.
AUGACCAGAACACACACAUCACGAAAACCUGCACUCGACGAGCCCACCACAACUGCUGCAUCUUCCGGCAAAAAUGCUCCCAACAAGCAGGUGGAUGGUCCAACAGACCUGACUCCCGAGCCACCGCAUAAUUCAUGGAGACUCGCACCCGCGGAAUGGGAUGUAUUCGUGUGUUCGACAGCGCUGAAACUACUGCUAUUUCCUGCGUACCGGUCUACAGACUUCGAAGUUCAUCGCAACUGGCUUGCUAUCACGCAUUCAUUGCCGAUAUCCCAAUGGUACCAUGAUACGACAUCGGAAUGGACCUUGGACUACCCGCCCUUUUUCGCUUAUUUCGAGAAGAUUAUGUCUAUUCCGGCAUACUUCAUAGACCCAGCUAUUGUCGACAUCAACAAUCUUAACUACUCGGCAUGGACCGUGGUGGUUUAUCAACGUAUCACGGUCACUCUCACGGAACUUGUCAUGGGAGCAGCACUUCUUAGGCUCAUCAGAGGAUCAGUCAACCAAAAUACCCAGCGGAUAGUAUUGGCGUCCCUGUUCGCGCACCCUGGGUUCCUGAUCGUGGACCACAUUCAUUUCCAAUAUAAUGGUUUUAUGUUCGGAAUUCUGCUGUGGUCCCUAGUAAUGGCGAGAGAGGGCCAUAACUUGAUCAGUGGGCUCCUUUUUGCCGUACUGCUGAACUUCAAGCAUAUCUACAUGUAUAUCGCGCCUGCCUACUUCGUCUAUAUGCUACGCUCGUAUUGCAUGACAGCACAAAUGUCAUUGCUACCCACUCGUUUCCUUGCGCUCGCGAACACCGUGAUCGCAGUCUUUCUCCUUUCCUUAGGUCCGUUCGCCUUGAUGGGGCAGCUGCCUCAACUGCUUUCGCGCCUGUUCCCGUUCACUCGUGGACUCAACCACGCAUACUGGGCGCCGAACUUCUGGUCGUUGGUCACUGCAACUGACAGGGUCCUGCUCAAAGUGGCUCAACGGUUAGGCUCCAACGCUAUCGUCAACGAAACAGGUGUCGCAUCAACGUCUAGAGGGCUCGUAGGAGACACAGUCUUUGCAGUCAUUCCCAACGUGAAGCCCGUACACACGUUUGCGAUCACCCUGUUCUUCCAAGCUAUCUUCAUGGCCAAGCUUUUCCGGACGCCCACUUACAAGAGCUUCGUUGCGGCCUUGACUCUUUGCGGAUACACUUCGUUCAUGUUCGGCUGGCAUGUGCACGAAAAAGCCAUUCUGCUCGUCCUCGUUCCUUUUAGCUUGCUCGCAACAGAUAACUACGUGAUGCUCCGGACAUUCAUGAUCGCAAGCAUCAGCGGCGUAUACUCACUAUUUCCGUUAUUAUUCACGCCUGCGGAGACACUCGUCAAAGUCGUUUACAGUGUUCUCUGGACCUACAUGACGUUUUAUCCUCUGAGCCGCAGGCUAUAUCAAUAUCCACGGUCGUUGCCUGGUGUGAUAGUAGCGGCUAUUGAAAAGCUUUACCUGAACGGCUUCUUCGCCCUUCAGCUGCUUGUCACCAUCCUCCCUUACCUCAUGAAGGCCACAUCGUCUGCGCCAGUCGUUCCAGUGAACACGAUGGAAUUUUUGCCCUUGAUGUUGACCAGUGUGUACUGUGCUGUCGGGCUCGUCUGGGCAUUCUUGCGUCUUAGUUUUGUUUAUUUACACUCGUGA